Oncorhynchus kisutch (coho salmon) is the source of this 3968-nucleotide messenger RNA. RefSeq names its product threonylcarbamoyladenosine tRNA methylthiotransferase-like. Gene Ontology annotation, cellular component: endoplasmic reticulum. The transcript has 4 exons. Gene Ontology annotation, biological process: tRNA methylthiolation. Bases 1505 to 2446 code for a protein of 313 amino acids. Lineage: Eukaryota; Metazoa; Chordata; Actinopteri; Salmoniformes; Salmonidae. The record is from RefSeq and is a predicted model, not a curated record. Gene Ontology annotation, molecular function: tRNA (N(6)-L-threonylcarbamoyladenosine(37)-C(2))-methylthiotransferase activity; 4 iron, 4 sulfur cluster binding.
GGCCAAUGGAGAAAAUGUACUACUUUAAAAUGGAGACAGCCCCAAUUCGCACAGAUACAAAGAUAAGUUCUCUAUCAUUCAAUUCAUUGUCUCUGUGGCCUGUUAACACGGGUAUCUGCCCCCUGAUUGGCUAGAAUGGUCCCACCUGAUCUAGCCUCUUCCUGCCUGCCUUCCAUCUUUACGGACAUGUAUUUCCAUUGUUAGAGCGGCGAAUCGACUCUCUUGUCAAUAUAAUAGACAAUCUUUGUGUCAGAGCUGAUCAUAACAACCUUCCAGCUAGCAGCUUUGAGUUUGUCUUCCAUUUGAGAGUGAACAUUUAUUAGUGCCACGUUAACGACUGAAGUAAUAACCGGACAUAAACACAGAUCGUCAUUAUGCCUUCUGCUUGUGACUCCCCGAUCGAUGACAUUGAGGACAUGGUGUCAGCUGACGACCCGACUCCACAGGAGAGGCAGUAUGCCAGGAAGAGCAUCGUCCCCAGAGCCAGGAAGAGAAACACCCAGCAGACGACAGAGGUGCUGCAAGCAGACAGUGUGAUCCCGGGCAUGCAGAAGAUCUGGAUGAGGACGUGGGGCUGCUCCCACAACAACUCAGACGGGGAAUACAUGGCUGGACAGCUGGCAGCGAGCGGAUACAAGAUGACAGGUGGUGUUAGGUCCUUAUUUAGGCCCAGAGUGAUGGACAGGCACUGGGGGGGGGUCCAGGCCGUGUGCCCAGGCCGUGUGCCCGUCUUCCUGACGGACAGUGGGGAUUGGGAAAGGUGAGACUGUCACGGCCAAAUCGGUGGAGAUGAAACUGGGAAUGGCCUGUAAUGGUUUUGGUGGCGUCAGCUCUGUGUGUGUUAGACCCACGCUGGCCUCCCGGCUGGCUCUCAUCACAAGGCUUUGCUGGACAGGCCGUUCUGAGCUUCAGGGAAGGCUUCAGGCUUAAGGCUUAAUGGCUGUUCUGUUCAGACUGGGGUCUCCAAAAUGCCACCCUACUUCCCCAUGGGGUUCUGGUCAAAAGUAGUGCACUAUUUAGGGAGUAGGGUUUCAUUUGGGACUCACGCCACUGUCUGUAUUGAGAGCUGCACCUGGGGGUGAAGACUGUGUCUGGUGUUGUCAGAUGUGACUGAAUUGUUAUUUUUUUACAGCAAAGAAUAACUAAUGCUUUUUAAUGACUCUGGAAAGUAAAGACAGACAAUUAUCUCUGCUGUUUAAAAAAAAACUGUAGAAUCUACAACUAAAGCAAAUUUGGGUUUUAAGUGUGUUUUGUCCUCCAAGACCCAAUAUUGAAAUGGUGAAGCCCAGUUCCCCUGUCCACCACCAGAGGGCAGUGUUGCCCCACUGUAAAGGGACACCAUUGUUCCCUCUGGCAUCUCCACAGCACCACAAGCAGGUCAACAUUUUCCUCCUCUGAAUUUACUGCUCUCCCAGAUUGCAUGAUGUCAGACUUGAUUUGUGAAAACAGUUGUUAAACAGCGAGUCACUUUUGUCAGACAAGUGAGCAGCAUGCACUAUUAAAGAUGCAUAAUGAUUCACUCCUAUUAAAGAUGCAUAAUGAUUCACUCCUAUUAAAGAUGCAUAAUGAUUCACUCCUAUUAAAGAUGCAUAAUGAUUCACUCCUAUUAAAGAUGCAUAAUGAUUCACUCCUAUUAAAGAUGCAUAAUGAUUCACUCCUAUUAAAGAUGCAUAAUGAUUCACUCCUAUUAAAGAUGCAUAAUGAUUCACUCCUAUUAAAGAUGCAUAAUGAUUCACUCCUAUUAAAGAUGCAUAAUGAUUCACUCCUAUUAAAGAUUCAUAAUGAUUCACGCCCGUUGAACCGUCAUAACGAUUCACGCCCGUUGAACCGCCGUAACGAUUCACGCCCGUUGAACCGCCGUAACGAUUCACUCCCGUUGAACCGCCGUAACGAUUCACUCCCGUUGAACCGCCGUAACGAUUCACGCCCGUUGAACCGCCGUAACGAUUCACGCCCGUUGAACCGCCGUAACGAUUCACGCCCGUUGAACCGCCGUAACGAUUCACGCCCGUUGAACCGCCGUAACGAUUCACGCCCGUUGAACCGCCGUAACGAUUCACGCCCGUUGAACCGUCGUAACGAUUCACGCCCGUUGAACCGCCGUAACGAUUCACUCCCGUUGAACCGCCGUAACGAUUCACUCCCGUUGAACCGCCGUAACGAUUCACUCCCGUUGAACAGCCGUAACGAAUCACUCCCGUUGAACCGCCGUAACGAAUCACUCCCGUUGAACCGCCGUAACGAAUCACUCCCGUUGAACCGCCGUAACGAAUCACUCCCGUUGAACCGCCGUAACGAAUCACUCCCGUUGAACCGCCGUAACGAAUCACUCCCGUUGAACCGCCGUAACGAAUCACUCCCGUUGAACCGCCGUAACGAAUCACUCCCGUUGAACCGUCGUAACGAUUCACUCCCGUUGAACCGUCGUAACGAUUCAUGGUUCUAAAGCUGUCAGUCUUGCUUUGUACUGUGCCUGAACCAGGAACAGAGAAGCUUGCCACUGACGUAGGACUAGUCCUUAACCAGGACGACAUUAGAAACCCACUCUGUGAUAUUCAGUAAGGUUGCUAGUCUCCAGGCCUGCAGUUGACACUCGUAUCCUCUUUCACACUGUGCCUAUUUAUUUUUGUGUCAUACUGUUACCUCAUUAAGUCUAAUAUAUAUGUGUUUUUAAAUUCACACCAAUGUAGAGCCAUUGUUAAAUUGCAGGCACAUGGUGAACCGAAUGAGAGAUUCUCCUCUCCUUGUGCUGUGUAAAAUAUGUUCCUUAGAGUUUUCUCCUACCCAUAGAGGGCACUGUUUAACCAGUAUAGAUACAGACUGAGCCUGUCUCCUACCCAUAGAGGGCACUGUUUAACCAGUAUAGAUACAGACGGAGCCUGUCUCCUACCCAUAGAGGGCACUGUUUAACCAGUAUAGAUACAGACGGAGCCUGUCUCCUACCCAUAGAGGGCACUGUUUACCCAGUAUAGAUACAGACUGAGCCGGGCUCCUAAAGCUCUCUGCCAGCCAGGCAGGACGGAGUUCAUAGAAAGAGACUGGGCUUUACUCUUGUGGCGUUCUCUGUCUCUCUCGCUCUCUCUCUCUCAACGUAACGACUCGCACACGGACACAAAGCAGCUAAGAUUUACAUACUGGUUAGACUACGGCGGCAUCCCAAAUAGCACCCUAUUCCCUAGUUAGUGCACUUCUUUAGACCAGAGCCCUAUGGGUAAAGCCCUAUGGGCCCUGGUCAGAAGUAGUGCAUUUACACAGGGCUUCCCAGUAAAGCAUUAACAGUUAAAUGCAUGCUGGUCCACAGCAGUUUUAAGGAUGUGUUAAAAAAAAACAACCCUGUGUUGUGAAUCUCAGUCUAGAACUGUUGGUAACAGAUGUGUCGACUGUUGCAUUUUUGAAUCUUAAUAAACCCAACCGCCGUUCUAAAUGAAACCAGAUGAUGAUGAUGAUGAUGAUUCACAUGAAUACAGUUGGAGUUGGAAUAGAUUAGAGUUUAGUUUUGCGUUGGUCUAUUUCCAUGUCACGCUGCCCAGCAUCUUGAUAGGGUGUGAGACAUUUGACUGAGAUGAUACUGAGUUCCCCAUUUAAUGACUUAUUCCAAUAGGCAGUUUGAGUGAGCAGGGUGUGUAUUAUGAGUGGAUAGUAUUUUAGUGUGUGUGUGUGUGUACGAUCCAUUCUCACGCUCAUUCAUAAAACAGAAGUUUUAGGGAUGCGUUGUGAGUGGCUGAAAGGCGGGGCUACGCAACAUUACGCGCCGUGUCUCCAACAGCCAAUAGGAAUCUGUCUCAGCCUCCUAGUGGUGCUGGGUACAGCAGAGUAUGCUGUGUGUGUGCAGUGUACUGCCGCCGGUGUGUCUGUCUAACUCCUCACACGCUACGCUCCGUCUGAUGCCACAGCUCCUGGUAUAACCAUACUGUUAGUUGGUGUGGACAUCACAGUAUCCACCAGCCUGACUCUGUCUGGACGCAGUU